AUGACAUACGAAAUACAUGCUAACAAUCCACUCGUACUUUUAAAGAAAAAUUUAGGUGCAGGAAAAAGUACUCUGGGAAACUUACUUCUCGGGAAACCACAUGAUAAUGGUCCUUUUUAUACGUCAGCGAGUAUGGAGUCCGUCACGAAUGAAUGUAAAACGGAGAUGAUUUCAAUCAAUGGUACAAUGUAUGAUAUUGUUGACACUCCCGGAAUUUUUGACACUCAACAAGAUAUAGAUGAAACACUUAAAAAGAUUGCAAAAUCUGUUAAUAAAUGCAAUCAUGAAGCGCAUCGGUUUACCAAUGAGCAGAAAGAUGCUUUGAGCAAAAUAAGAGGUUUUCUUGGAAGAGACGCAACAAGCCAUAUUAUCGCUGUUUUCUCUCAUGCAAAUAAAAUGCAGACCGAACGUAGAGACGAAAUGGAAAAGGCUUGGAAUAAUCCCGUUCAAUCCUUUAUUCAAAAUGUUAAAAGCCGUUGGGGAAUAUCUCCAAAUCCUGAUGUUUUUUCGCCUAAUAACCCAGUAUAUGGUUCCCGAUUAAAGGAAAUCAAAGAUUUAAUAAAUGGUAUACAGGGAGUUUACGCAACUGAACAGCUUGAGAAAAAUCUGCAUGAACAAGAGGAGGCUCGACGUCGAAAAGAAGAGGAAGAUAAAAGAAAACAACGGGAUUACGAAGAAAUGCUAAAAGAAAAUGCAAGAAGAGAAGCUGAGACAAAACAUAGGCAAAUGGAAAGAGAAUUGGAAAGAGAAUUGGAAAGAAAAUGCAAAAGAGAAAUGGAAAGAAAAAGAGAAUUGGAAAGAAGAGAAAUGGAAAGAAGAAGAGAAAUGGAAAGAAGAAGAGAAAUAGAAAGAAGAGAAAUAGAAAGAAGAGAAAUGGAAAAAAAAAGAGAAAGGGAAAGGGAAAGAGAAAAUCAAGCUAAAGCUGUCAGUCAAAGUGUUGAGGAUGAUUCAGGUAUUUAUGCAGUAGCAGGAGCUAUGGGGGGUAGUGUUGCGGGACCGCUCGGUAUGGUUGCAGGCGCUGCUAUGGGAUAUGCAUUUGGCAAAAUAUCUAGUUUAGUAAAGAAAUAA
Messenger RNA from Acaulospora morrowiae, 1068 nucleotides. NCBI's taxonomy places the organism in Eukaryota, Fungi, Glomeromycota, Glomeromycetes, Diversisporales, Acaulosporaceae. The record is from the annotation of a GenBank genome assembly.